Penicilliopsis zonata CBS 506.65 is the source of this 2020-nucleotide messenger RNA. RefSeq lists its product as hypothetical. NCBI's taxonomy places the organism in Eukaryota, Fungi, Ascomycota, Eurotiomycetes, Eurotiales, Aspergillaceae. Gene Ontology annotation, molecular function: ubiquitin protein ligase activity. Gene Ontology annotation, cellular component: cytoplasm. The record is from RefSeq and is a predicted model, not a curated record. The coding region runs from base 361 to 1716 and encodes 451 amino acids. The transcript has 2 exons. Gene Ontology annotation, biological process: ubiquitin-dependent protein catabolic process.
GUCAUAUAAUAUUAUUUUUAUUUGAUUAAAUCUCUGAAAAAUAAGUAGUUUCAUGAACAGGAGUUUAUCUCCUAGUAUAUGGUUUUUUUUUACUUUUUUAAGUCACGGCCACCAAAAAUCGCCUCCAGGUGAUCUACUAUCAGCUAGCUACCUAGCCUGGUUCUAAUUACUUAUGUUAGCACCUUAAGCAGACAACAACACAUUUUCUAAUGAUCCAGUGUCGUGAACCAUUUUCUAAGUGAUGCUGGUCCAUAUAUUUUUAUGAGAUAACUAGCAAUAGUGGCACUACUUUUCAGUGAUGAGUAUUUAAUAUUCAAGUAGUGUCUUAUCUGUUGUUGAUUCAUCGCUUUCCUCAUCCAAAUGGCUUCCGCUACUACCUCACAUCCCCCAACUGAAGCUACAACAGGUACAAGCAGUGGAGGAAGUAGUGGAAAUGGUGGAGGGGGUAGUCCUACAAGUUCACCCUUGUUGUUUUUCGUGGCUCUUGGGUUUGGUGUCGUCUUCACCAAUUUAUGGAUUAUAGUAGGGGUUAAGUACUGUUUCCGGUACAACCAAAGGAAUCGGCAGCUGCGCAAUGAGGAAACAGGCGAACCUCUGGAUCUGAUAAAUAUACCGAGGACACACCGGAGGAAACGGGAGAAGAAACUGAUGACAAUGGACGAAGUUAACCAACGGUUUCCUCUUCUGAAGUAUAAGGCCUGGAGGGCGUUUCGUGCGAAUGAGGGCUUGUCAGUGACUGGUGGGGUUACAACAUCCAGCAAUAGGCACGAAAUUGAGCGGAACGGCGAAAUUGAACCCUCCGCGGAAAUCGCCGCGACUUCACCUAUAACAUCAACCAAAGGUCAGCAAAGAAUAGAAUACCGUGAGAAUCAAUCGUCAAUUCUACUUGAAGACGGGACCACGGGCUGUUGCCAUGAAGACUCAACAGAAGAAAAGGAAAGGCAUACAAUAUCAACGCCUACUGCACUUGGACAGAAUUCCAUGGGAAACGGUGGCACUAGGGACAUAGAUGAUCUUGAUCGUAUGUCUCAGAAAUUGGGAAGCGAUGACGGGGAGGACCCAAUAAGUACUGCACUGCCAGCGGAGUUACUAUCCACUCCAGGCGACUCAUGCGCGAUAUGUCUUGAUCUGAUUGAGGACGAUGAUGAUGUACGUGGGCUUACUUGCGGUCACGCUUUUCACGCUUCGUGCGUCGAUCCUUGGCUGACAAGCCGGCGGGCCUGCUGUCCUUUGUGCAAAACUGAUUACUACAUUCCGAAGCCUCGCCCUGAUGGCACUGAACCUACCACUCUGGGUGGGGAAGGACUGAGUCGUGGUCCUCGGUCAAGAGCACUUGUUCAGCCGCAGGCCAUAUUCCUUGGGAAUCGGGGUAAUCCCUUCAGAAGCAGAUUCUUAACGUCUGAGCGACAGCAGGGACGGGAGAUUCGACCGGAAACUAAUGUUCAGUUUUCGCAACUGUCUACCGCACAUCCUUGGCCCGGUCAAAACACCUCAAAUGAUUUGAAUCUGGAUCUAGGAGGGCAAGGGGGAUUGCCACAACGCGGGGGCUGGCGCUCAAGGCUACAUUUCCCACGUAUGCAAGAGGUGAACCCUUUUUCAUACUUCUCGCGUCAAAGCCGGGACCAGACAAGAAAUAGACCUUCUAGGCAGGAUUCCUCGCUUGCCUCGACUGAUCAACGUAUCCAGUUGCAAGUUGAGGCGGGGUCCGUCGUCUAGUCUCGAGCUAGAAGAUUCCACGGGCCCAUUGGAUGUUGAAGGGUGUCUUUUCAACAGCGCGCAUUUUUACUGCUUAUUUCUGGUGCUUUAUGAUGCAUGGGAUGACUGGCAGGCUCCAGGAUUCAGCGUCUUGUUUUAUGAGGCGAUUAUUGGUAGCAUUAUAGUACCAUUUCUUGAGAAUCGAUUUUAUUCAGCUCUCUUUCAGGUUUGUUUCUUGAUUGUCAAUAGGUAGCCAUACUUAUCUAUAUCUUUAGGGUGUUCUUGGUGGACGAAAACGCCAAGUCGUGGAUUAUGGGACCGGCUU